GUGUUUGGCGAAUCGUACAAGGAUUUCUUCUUUGCCUUCAAGGUCCUCCCGGUGAUCAUCUUCUUCAGCUCGAUAGUGUCAGCAUGCUACCAUCUGGGGAUCAUCCAAGAGAUCUUCAUCCGGGUCGGAUGGGUGAUGCAGAAGACGAUGGGUACCGGCUACUGCGAGUCUCUGAUCGCGUCUGCCAACAUCUUUCUGGGUCAGACAGAGGCCCCUCUCAUCGUGAAGCCUUUCCUGGUGCACAUGACCCGCUCUGAGAUUCAUUCAGCCAUGACCAGCGGUUUUGCCUCGAUUGCUGGCUCUGUCAUGGCAGCCUACAUCCUCUUCGGUGUGCCGGCGGACCACCUCCUCGCCGCCUCCGUGAUGUCGGCCCCGGCCGCCCUGGCCAUGGCGAAGCUGGUUUAUCCGGAGACUGAGAUUCCGAGGACCAACACUCUGAAGGUCCUCUCAGGCGACGGGGCCGCGAAUAUCCUGGAGGCCAUGACCAACGGGGUCAUGACGGGAAUGGCCAUGGCUGCCUGCGUCGCAGCGAUGCUCAUUGCCGCCGUGUCGAUCAUGGCCUUUCUAAACUCAUCGUUGGAGUUUGCCGGUGACCUUGUGGGCAUCAGUGGGCUCACUUUCGACAAGGUGCUGUCCUAUCUUCUCUGGCCUUUGGCACUGCUCAUGGGCGUGCCUUAUCCGGAUUGCCAAGCCGUGGGACUGUUGAUCGGCCAGAAGACCGUCCUCAAUGAGUUCGUGGCCUACAGGAACCUCAUGGACCUGGUAGCUAAGGGGGCGAUCAGCAGGCAGGCAGAAAUCAUCGCGACCUACGCCCUCUGCGGUUUCGCCAACUUUGGCUCCAUCGGUGUUCAGGUGGGCGGUUUCUCCACGCUGGAGCCUCUGCGGAAGGCGGACUUCGCUGCGCUGGGCUUCCGAGCCAUGGUGACUGGCACUCUGGCCUGCCUGAUGACUGGCUGCAUCGCUGGAAUGUUGGUUGACGGACAGUGA
Molecule: messenger RNA, 987 nt
Organism: Symbiodinium sp. CCMP2456
Lineage: Eukaryota; Dinophyceae; Suessiales; Symbiodiniaceae
Source: the annotation of a GenBank genome assembly